AUGAGAGUUGCUGGAAAAAGGUUCAUUCAGUCUUCUCCCCAGACAAUUAAUAUUAUGCCCAUACUUAGCAAUCCCUUCGAUCUUUCUCUAUCUGGACUUUCAAGUGGGGAAAUAGAAGAUAUACAGCUUGCUGAUAUGCUUCUAGCUUCUGCAGAGACUCUUCGUGAGAAGAGUGAUCGAGAAUCAAAGGGCUCAGGGAAAAAGAUUCUGUUUGACGCUCAUGAGUUGUUGAUGACUCCUACCUCUGCAGCUGUAGCUUACUUCAAAAACGUUCCCUUCGGUCAGGUUGAACAAUUUGCUGGAAUCCAAGCCAUUGUAGAAAAGGUGGCUAGGGCAAAGAGGGUUCACAUAAUUGAUCUUGGCAUCAAAUGCGGAGUGCAAUGGACGAUUUUGAUGCAAGCCCUUGCAUCUCGAAAUGAAUGCCCACUUGAGAGUCUCAAGAUAACUGCAGUCGGGGCUGGUUCAAGACAGAUGGAAGGCGCACGUAAAUGGUUAAUGAGUUUUGCUGAAACCAUGAACUUACCAUUCUCUUUUAUGAAGGUUACAAUGUCGGACGUGUUUGACCUCAGAGAAGAUCAGUUUGAGAUUGAUGCAGAAGAAACAGUUGCUGUCUACUCUGAGUUUUUCAUGUGGACUAUGAUUCCACAACCUAAUCAACUGGAUUCUGUGAUGAAAGUGAUCAGAAAAUUCAAUCCAUGUAUAAUGGUGAUCAUUGAAGUUGAAUCAAACCUGAGUCGUUUUAUUGAGGCUCUUUUCUAUUACAGUGCAUAUUUUGAUUGCCUUGAUAUCUGCAUGGAAAAGGAAGAUCAAAACAGGUUGUUUACAGAAUCCCUCAUGAGUCAAGGAAUCAAGAGUGCUGUGGUAGCUGAGGGAGAGGAACGGAAACUUCGACAUGUAAAGAUCGAUGUUUGGAGGAGAAGGAUCUUAGCAAUUCUUCCUUGUCCCAAGCAUAUCUGA
Tripterygium wilfordii is the source of this 957-nucleotide messenger RNA. Its product is annotated as DELLA protein RGL1-like. NCBI's taxonomy places the organism in Eukaryota, Viridiplantae, Streptophyta, Magnoliopsida, Celastrales, Celastraceae. Gene Ontology annotation, molecular function: DNA-binding transcription factor activity; sequence-specific DNA binding. The transcript has 2 exons. Gene Ontology annotation, biological process: regulation of DNA-templated transcription. Bases 1 to 957 code for a protein of 318 amino acids. The record is from RefSeq and is a predicted model, not a curated record. Gene Ontology annotation, cellular component: nucleus.